AUGACUUUCUUUGACUUGACUCGGAUCAUCAAAGAUGCGACGCUGUGCCUGCGACAUUCAUCCAUCGAUUUUGACUUGACUCGAACCUUUGUCUCCACUCCUGACUUCCUCCAGACUCCUCACUCGACUCCAUUCCCAUCGACACAGCAGCAGCAAGCACGAGUGAGCACGGCAGAUCAUAUUGCAUCGAUCGGACAGAAGAGAUCCACUUCAGCCAACAUCGUCGGCAUCGCAAAAUCGAGCAGUCGAGAUGACAGAGGCAGCAGCAGCAGCAGCAGCAGCAGCAGAUGCGUCAGCCAGACUUGAUCGAUGGCGCGACCGCUUGCAAUCCCUGCCUUCCAUCGCCUUGCCAACAGACUACCCACGUCCAUCCUCCUCCCAAGUCGUGCAAGCCAUCAGCUCCAGCAACUUGUCUGCCAAGGUUCGCAAUGCUCUCGUUCGAUUGACGCUGCACUGCUCGCUGGAUGGUGCGCAGCAGGACGAUAGCUCGGAUGAUGAUGACGAUGACGACGACGACGAUGAGGGGCAAGAGGCGCAAGAUGGUGAUCAGGCUGCUAAUGCACACGCUAGCACGCCUACGCCCUUUCACUUGCUGCUCGCAGCCUUUGCUGUGCUGCUGCAUCGCUACACGGGCGACACGGACCUGCUGCUGGGCUCCUCCUCGCCCAUCGAUGGCUCGCCGCUCAUCCUCAGAAUCCCAAUCGAGGCUGGCGAUCCCUUCUUGCAGGUCGUGAAGCGGGUGCAAGCGGUGGAAGCCGAAGCAGCGUCGGACAAUGCGCCAUACGAAGAUAUCGUCGCCAGGCUGGAAUCGGAAAAGAGCGCAUCAUCGGCUGCCGCUCCCAGCGCUCCCGUCUUUCGUGUCAGGUUCUUUGAUGAGCUGGGAGGAAGGGAGAGGAGCUUCUUGCAGAGCACAAGCCUCACCACCGAUCUCACCCUCUUCCUCACAAAGCCCGGCACGAAGCUCGAUGACCUGUCAGGCAACGCUUCCUCACUCUCUGAUAGCAUCGACACGCUCAAGAAGGGAACAAGCGGUGCAGCCAGCACGCCUUCCACGCCUCAGGCAGCCAACUUUAGACAGCCAAUCGUGCCUGCCAUCUCUUUGCACGCUUCUUACAAUGCGCUCCUCUUCUCUUCGGCCAGGAUGCAGCUUCUGCUCGCACACCUGUCCCACGUCGUCCUAGCAGCAGCUAUCAAUGCCAACACACCCAUCGGCAGCAUCGGUCUCCGCACUCACGCCGAAGAUGCGGUCCUGCCCGACCCUCGCAAAGAGCUGGACUUUUGCGGUUUUCAAGGUUCCAUCACCUCCAUCUUUGAGCGAAACGCUGCUGCUCAUCCACAAAGGAGGGCCAUCAUCGAGAGUCUACCUGGCGAUCCCAACAGCAUGGAGCUGCCUGCGCCCGCUAGCAUCACGCGAGAGAUUAGCUACGGCGCGCUCGAUCGUGCUUCCAAUGUGCUGGCCCACCAUCUGUUGGCCAAUGGUCUGCAGAGGGAGGAUGUGGUGACGGUGUAUGCGCACAGAAGCGCUGAUCUUGUCGUGGCGGUCCUCGGCACGCUCAAGGCCGGUGGGACGUUUAGCGUCAUCGACCCAGCCUACCCUCCAAGCAGACAGAUCAUCUACCUUCAAGUAGCCAAGCCUCGCGCGCUCGUCGUUUUGGAGAAAGCGGGAACACUACAUCCCAGCGUUCGCAAGUGCAUUCAGGACGAGCUGGACUUGAAGGUGGAGGUGCCGGCGCUUACGUUGACCGAUGGCGAUACCACCGGAGAGCUUGGCGUCCGAGGCGGUGCCAAGCAGGACGACGAGGCGGACGUGCUCGAAGCGGCGCAGAGAUCGGCCGCACAGAGCACUAGAGUGCUUUUGGGCCCCGACAGCAUCGGCACGCUCAGCUUCACUUCUGGAUCUACGGGCAUCCCCAAAGGCGUUCGAGGAAGACAUCACAGUCUGACUCACUUCUUCCCUUGGAUGGGCCAGACUUUUCAACUCGAUGCCAAUUCUCGAUUCACCAUGCUCAGCGGCAUCGCCCACGAUCCCAUUCAGCGAGACAUCUUUACCCCUCUCUUCUUUGGCGCCGAGCUGCACGUGCCCACGGCUGAUGACAUCGGCACGCCCGGUAGGCUGGCCGAGUGGAUGGCUGCGACCAGAGCCACCGUAACCCACCUCACACCAGCCAUGGGUCAGCUUCUCUCUGCGCAAGCCAUCGCCAAGAUUCCGGAACUGCGCAACGCAUUCUUUGUGGGCGAUGUGCUCACCAAGAGGGAUUGCACGAGGUUGCAAGCUCUAGCGAAGAAUGUGCGCAUCAUCAACAUGUACGGCACGACGGAGACGCAGCGCGCCGUCUCCUACUUUGCCAUUCCGCCCGUGUCGGAGAGGCCGACGUUUUUGGCUACGCAAAAGGACAUCAUGCCCGCUGGACAGGGCAUGAUCGAUGUGCAGCUGCUGGUGGUCAAUAGGAACGAACGCACGGCUACCUGUGCUGUGGGAGAAGUGGGCGAGAUCUACGUGCGCUCAGGAGGCCUUUCCGAAGGCUACCUCGGACCGCCAGAAGUGACGGCGGAAAAAUUUGUGCCCAACUUUUUGGCGCCGGAUGCGAGGUUUGAGGAUAGCUUGCAGGGCAAGUCUGAGGCGCAAUUUUGGAAAGGCGUGAGGGAUAGGAUGUACAGGACUGGGGAUCUGGGAAGGUACUUGCCUGAUGGCACGGUGGAGUGCACGGGCAGAGCCGACGAUCAGGUCAAGAUUCGAGGCUUCAGAAUAGAAUUGGGAGAGAUCGACACGCACCUCUCUAGACAUGCUCAUGUUCGGGAGAAUGUCACUCUGGUCAGAAGAGACAAGGACGAGGAAAAGGUGCUGGUGUCUUACUUUGUGCCUGGACCGGGUGCGGCUCAGAUGGAAGAAGGCACGAGUGCAGACGAGGCCAACGCAGAGACGAAACGGGAAAGGGACAACAGUACGAACGCUACGCUUGUGCGCGGCAUGCGCAGGCACAGGCGUCUCAUCAAGGAUAUCAGAGAUCAUCUGAAGAAGAAAUUGCCUGCUUAUAGCAUUCCCACUUUGUUUGUUCCGUUGGCCAGACUGCCUCUGAACCCUAAUGGCAAGAUUGACAAGCCUGCUCUGCCCUUUCCCGACACCGCACUGGCUUCUGCAGCCCUUUCCGCUGCACCUCGCAGCGCCCCACAAGCUAGCGGCGCUGAAGCUUUUGCGAGUGCUUUGGGUCCCUCGUCGAAGGAUUCCUCAGCAAGGACUCAUACGCCGACGGAGAGCGCCAUGGAGGAGCUGUUUUCGGCACUGUUGCCAUCUGCUCCUCAACCAUUGCCGCUGAACGAGUCCUUCUUCGACCUGGGAGGUCACUCUAUCCUGGCUACGCGCCUGGUAUUCAACAUGCGCAAACAAUUCGUCGUUCCUGUACCACUCGGAGUGGUCUUUGACAAUCCGACCAUCGAGGGACUGGCGAGGGAGGUGGACCGUCUGAGAGAUGCGGACCUCAACUUGGGACAUGUUUCCGCGCCCGCAGCUUCUGCGGCCGAAGCGGCCACAUCGAAGAGCACGCUUAGGAAUGCUGGGUCCGCGCCGGCCAACUAUGACGAGGACUACGCGGCGGAUGUGGAGCCGCUGCUUGGAGCAUUGCCGGAAUCUUUUGUGGGAUCGGGAACGCUGUCCAACAUUGCGCGGGCAGUGCAUGGCGCCAAGAAGACCACCGUGAUGCUCACCGGCGCGACGGGCUUUUUGGGCGCCUUUGUGCUCAGGGACUUGCUGGAGAUGCGCAGAGAAAAGGUGCAAAGGGUCAUUGCUCAUGUGAGGGCUAGGAGCGCAAAAGAAGGUCUGCAGAGACUUAGGGAAGGAGGAUUGGCGAGAUCGGCUUGGAAUGAGGAGUGGGUCGAACAGGGUCGAUUGGAGGUGGUGGUGGGAGACUUGGAGAAGGAGAGAUUGGGCCUGCAGAAGCAGGAAUGGGUCAGAUUGGCCCAAGAGGUCGACGCUGUUGUGCACAAUGGAGCGCUGGUAAGUCGAGCGGGAGUGUUCGCUGCGCUGCUACCGUAUUGGAGCGUGUGAGUCUAAAUGUUACCUAUUCAACUCACAACCCCUUUUUCAGGUGCACUGGGUCUACCCGUAUACUCGCCUCCGAGCUGCAAACGUCCUCUCCACUGUGUGCGCCAUCAUGCUGUGCGCUACGGGCAAGCCCAAAACCCUCACCUUCGUCUCGUCCACCUCCGCGCUGGAUACGGAUCACUAUGUGCACCUCUCGGACUCCAUCAUUCAGAAGCGCUCUGCGAGCGAAGCGGACAAGGCUUCGGGUGGGGCUGCGCUGAAUGGUGUGCCCGAGACGGAUGAUUUGUCGGGCAGCGCGCAAGGGUUGGGCACCGGCUACGGUCAGUCCAAGUGGGUGUCGGAAAAGCUGGUAAUGGCAUGCGCCUCUCGCGGAUUGCGAGCCAGCAUCGUUCGACCCGGCUACGUGGUGGGAGAUAGCAAGAGCGCGGUGACCAAUACGGACGACUUUAUCUGGAGAUUGGUCAAGGGAAGCGUGCAGCUGGGUUUGAUACCGGAUAUGCACAACGCCAUCAACAUGGUGCCUGUGGACCACGUGGCCAGGAUCACUGCGCUUGCUUGCAUCGCUACGGAAAAGGAAGAAGGCGAUGUGCCUGGAACGAGCGCUAGGGUUUACCAUGCCACGGGCCACCCUACCAUCAGAUUCAAUGAACUGCUGGGCGCUCUGCACACGUACGGUUGGGACGCGCAAAAGGUGGAUUAUGUAGAGUGGAGAUCGGCUUUGGAGGAGCAUGUGCUCAAGUCUGCCCCGAAAGAGACGAAAGGCGCAGAUUUGCAGAGCACGGAAGCCAAUGCGCUCUUUCCCUUGCUGCACUUUGGUGAGUUGUGAAUGAGAGAGAAGGCUCUGCCGAGCCGCGUGGCGUUUGAUGCAUGCCACGCAUCCUCCUGACGCGAAUGCGAGGACUUUUUGCACCCCCAUUUAUCGCAGUGUUGGAUGAUCUGCCCACUUCCACCAAAUCGGCAGAGCUGGACGAUGCGCACACGCGCGCGCUGCUGGACGCUGUGCAGGAAGGAGCAUCGGCGGGAACGGUGAUGGGGGUGACGCAGCAGCUGGUAGGCAUCUACCUCGCUUGGCUCGUCGCUGCUGGCUUCCUCGAACGACCUGCGCACAAGGACGAUGCGAGGAACGUGUUGCCUUUGCCUGAAUUGCCCGAUGGGGGAAAGAGCGUCAGAGCUAUCGGAAGAGGAUCGGCCAAUUGA
Molecule: messenger RNA, 5236 nt
Organism: Ceraceosorus bombacis
Lineage: Eukaryota; Fungi; Basidiomycota; Exobasidiomycetes; Ceraceosorales; Ceraceosoraceae
Source: the annotation of a GenBank genome assembly